This is a messenger RNA of Vanessa atalanta (red admiral), 1825 nucleotides long. It is a transcript of the gene Vamp7, whose product is annotated as vesicle-associated membrane protein 7. The transcript is spliced from 4 exons. The record is from RefSeq and is a predicted model, not a curated record. Gene Ontology annotation, biological process: vesicle fusion; exocytosis. Gene Ontology annotation, molecular function: SNARE binding; SNAP receptor activity. NCBI's taxonomy places the organism in Eukaryota, Metazoa, Arthropoda, Insecta, Lepidoptera, Nymphalidae. Bases 279 to 938 code for a protein of 219 amino acids. Gene Ontology annotation, cellular component: SNARE complex; membrane.
AAUUAUUACACUUACCUUAUCCGUACUCAUAGUUGAUAUUACACUUUAUGCUACUGUCGACUGUAAAUUUGAUAAUUAAUCGCAUUGUUAAACUUAUAGUAAAAAUAGAAGAUACUCGUAAUUUUUUAAUUUAUCGGCUAAAGUUGAAAUUAUAAUAGUGACGUGGAUUAAUAUUGUUAAUACUUUAAUUAGUUUGAAGUUUGUAGGUGUCUAAUGUAAUUUGUCAUUGUUUUCUCCAUUGUGUUUUCAUUGUAUAUCUAUUGCUGAAGUUAUCAAAAAUGCCUAUCCUAUUUAGUGUUGUUGCCCGCGGUACUAUUGUUUUGGCGAAAUAUGCGACAUGUGCCGGUAACUUUACAGAAGUAACAGAACAAAUUUUAUCUAAAAUACCACCUCACGAUGACAAACUUACGUAUUCCCAUGGAAAUUAUCUAUUCCAUUACAUCGCAGAAAAUAAAUUGGUGUAUUUUUGCAUCACUGACGACAAAUUUCAACGUUCGAGAGCAUUCCUCUUUUUAAAUGAAAUUAAAAGAAGGUUUACAUCAUUAUUUGGUGAUACUGCCCAAACUGCUAUACCAUAUGCCAUGAACAGUGAAUUUGCAAGAGUUCUGGCCACUGAAAUGAAACACUAUAGCGAGUCAAAAGAUCUAGAAACUAUCUCCAGGGUCCAUGGAGAGUUGGAUGAACUGAAAAAUAUCAUGGUCAAAAACAUUGAUAAUAUGGCGAUGCGUGGAGAAAAAUUGGAGCUGCUUGUAAAUAAGGCAGAUAAUCUAGCCACAAGUUCCGUUUCGUACCGCACUUCUGCGAGGACUCUGCAACGUUCGCUGUUUUGGAAAAAUAUAAAAAUGUACGUCAUUCUGACUCUAAUAGCUGCAUUAGCAAUUUAUCUGAUCGGGGCGAUGGCAUGUGGCGGCCUCGCUUGGAGAUCCUGUGUCGGCUAAACUGAUAUUGUUCCUAUAUCAUAUUUCAUAGUAUACAACAUCAUAUUAUUAUAUCAGAUAAUAAAUUCAGUUAAUUAGUAAUUAUACGUAUCCAAAUAUUUAUCUUAUUAUUGAGACUAAAUAUUAAAAAUAAAUAGUUUAAAAAUCUGUUGUAGACGUAGCGGUCGUUAGUAUUAUUUGAUUAAUAGCACGAAAAUAAACAAAAAAUAUGUGUCGUCUCGCUUUCACUAGUUCAUUUUCACCCAGUUCGAAUAGAAUAAUCGUUAUAAAAAUACUAAAUAUAAUCACUUCUAUUUACAAAUAUCUUCUUAAAAUAUAAAUGUUAAGCCCCAGUCACAUUCCAAUCACAAACCCAAUUAUUUAAUAUUUUACUUUUUUUUUAAUUAGCAACACUUAAUUAAAUAGAACCUUAGCAUUAUUGUACCCGUGUGAUGCCAGGACGUGUAACUAGAAAGUUACCCGUCCCGGCAUCACACGGAUACACUAAGGUUCUAUAUACAACGUUUAGAUUGAAGAACAAACAUAAAAAGAAAAAAUCUCGUUUUUUCGGACUAGGAAAGUUGAAAUUCUCGGCUUUUCUGUACUUUUAUAAACACGUAGUAUACACCUUCCCCUUGAAUUGCUAUGUUUUUUGAUGAUAACCGCAAUAAAAUUCGUUAUGUAGUUAAAAAAAUCUUAGCGUAGAGAUGGCGGGAAGUGACUUUAGUUUUAUAGUAUGUAGAGAUAUAGUCGCAGCAGUUCUGAUUUUCUCAUUUUCACAAUCUUGACUAUUUGACUUAAAAUAUUUAUACAUACUUCUCAUAUAUGGAACAUAAAAUAUAAAAGUUAUUAUAUUUUUCAAAUUAGUUCACGGAUGGUGUGUAACAGAAUUGGCGUUAUUAUUUUUA